CCAAAAUGAAUUCAUCUUUUGUAUUAUGUUUGUUGGGAUUAAUAGUCACUGUGAGUGGUCACGUUGCACAUGCCCAAGACUCACCAAGUGAUUAUGUGAAUUCCCACAAUGAAGCAAGAUCAAAGAUUUUUACUUUCAAAAUUCCACAUGUUGUUUGGGACAAGAAAAUUGCUACUUUUGCACAAAACUAUGCAAAUCAACGCAAGGAUUGUAAACUGAUCCCCUCCGGCAGCCAUUACGGAGAAAAUCUCGCGGUGAGUGCCGGCAACAUGAGUGGCAAAGAUGCAGUGAAAUUAUGGGUGGAUGAAGAACCUCACUAUAAUCACUAUCUUAACGAAUGUGAUGGUGGUGAAUGUCUUCAUUAUACUCAGGUAAUUUGGCAAGAUUCAAGACGUAUUGGAUGUGGCAAAGUUAGAUGUGAUAAUGGAGGAACAUUCAUUACUUGCAACUAUGACCCUCGUGGCAACAUUCCUGGCCAAACACCAUUCUAAUUAAUGCUUUAUUGUUCUUAAUGUUUUUCAAUUUUACAAUAAGGUUUAUGUGAUCGAGUUCAU
Molecule: messenger RNA, 554 nt
Organism: Trifolium pratense (red clover)
Lineage: Eukaryota; Viridiplantae; Streptophyta; Magnoliopsida; Fabales; Fabaceae
Product: pathogenesis-related protein 1-like
Exons: 1
Coding region: 6-491 (161 amino acids)
Cellular component (GO): extracellular region
Source: RefSeq, a predicted model, not a curated record